AUGGAAGAACAGUUGUUAUAACCUGUUACUUAUGGAUCCGUGAUCUAUUUAUCGACAGAGAGCAAUCUGAAUAGUUUCAUGUUCAGCGAUGGAUUCAUGGAUAAGAGUGUGAAACUUAAGAGCUUUGAAUCCAUUUGCUAAGUGGAUUAUUAUGAUUUUUCUUUCAGCUUAUUCAUGGUACUUCCUUUUUCAAGCAUUCAAUCAUUCGAGCAUCAGGCCAAUGUGAUUCAGGAAUGGAGAAAGAAAUUGAUUGAUAAUAAUGAGAAUAAGCUGGAAAAAAGAAGAGAAGCAAUCUAAGAGAUGUGGAAUAAAUUAGAAUCAGAAUAUUAAUUCAAUUUGGGUGUUAUUCAGAAAAGUUAUAAUGCUUCUAUAUGCUUUGCGAGUAGUAACUUCAUGUUGUUGCACAUAAACUCCCUCAAAUUCCUCACUUUGUAUCAGGAUGACAACAACAAUCUAUUUCUUCAAUUAACCGAGAAUCCUGAUGAGUGUUGUUUCUUCAACUUUGAUCCCUCCUUGAAAUUGCAAAGAGGUAGGUCUGACAAUUUCGUAUACGAGGAUGAGAUUGUAUAUAUAGCAUGUGCAAAAAAAUACAGCGGCAAGUCCCCCUACUUGAGCAUAAUUUAAAAUGACACUAUUAUUGGUUUGAUAGAUUCAAAAGAGAAUUGGAAAGUCAAUAUCUACGAACAACCAUUCAAAGAGUCCACCUACAUGAGGGUUGGCUCCUGCGUUUGGAUCUUAAGUUCCGAAAUGCCUUUAUUCUUCACCUGCUAAAGACCUGAUGAUCCCUAUUAUCAAAUGUAUAUGACCUCCAAGAACCCCAAUUUCGCCAAGGAGAAAAAAGGCAUCUUGUAUGAGUGGCAGCAAAAUGACAAAAAGGAUUUGAAGGAACAAUUCCUUAAUUAGCCUCGAGAAUUGUUAUUGGAUGGAUUGCAAAUUCUAUUGACCCUAAUCAAAACACCUAAAAUUGGGUAGUCGGAUGAAUUAAGUCCUUUUGGCUUAUGGAAAAUAGAAUCCAAUAAUGUUAAGCUUGGAGGAGAGUUGAAAUGGGAUCAGACUUACAGAUUAAAGAACAUCAUUACAGGAUGUUAUUUGUCCGUCUAAGGGAGUCCCACCAAUGCCAGAUUAAUGCCAUAUAAUAGAGCGAAUACUAGUUCGAAAAAUGCUGAUUUUUCAUGCACUGAAUUUCGAUUCGUGCCCAUUGACAAUCUAAUUCAAUAUAAGGGAAAAACCAAGUCGAUUUAGAAGAUAUCGAAGGAUGCCUUUUUCAUGAUUCAACAUGCAAAAACUGGAUUGUGGGUGUCACUCAAUUAAAAUGAAGGCAUUCAACAGCCCAAUCUAUUAGAUUAUGUUAAGGAUAUCAAUACCUAUAGAUUUAGAGAAGCCUCCCUACAGUAAGUUUGGGAGACCUAUUGUAUUACUGCAAGUUAGAAGCUAUUAAUAAAAUUCGCAGAAUAUCCUAAAUCUGAUAUAGAGAGACAAUAAUUUGAUUUUCUGUUUGAAAGAGUUAAGGAGAUGAUUCAAUUUCUGAGUGAAUUCUUAACAAACAGUCAGGUUGCCAAUAUGAGUUUAGAUCAAGAGCCAUUAUAAGUGUGUAGAGGAAGAUAGGAUAGAUUCAAAGAAUAGUACUCCUUGGGUUUGCUUUGUUGGUUGCUGAUUGAGAUAUUCCCGACAUUGGAUGAAUUUGAACUUUAUCAGAUCAAUCCAGAUGAUGGAUCCAAAUGGACUCUUAAAAGAAGGAAAGGCCAUUCUAAGAUAUGUAUAAUCAUAUAAUAUUUCAAUAGAAAACACAUCCAUCAAACAGGAAACAGAAAUCAUCAAGAAAAGAUAUGA
Molecule: messenger RNA, 1830 nt
Organism: Paramecium tetraurelia
Lineage: Eukaryota; Ciliophora; Oligohymenophorea; Peniculida; Parameciidae
Exons: 4
Biological process (GO): calcium ion transport
Source: RefSeq, a predicted model, not a curated record